This is a messenger RNA of Bipolaris oryzae ATCC 44560, 468 nucleotides long. RefSeq lists its product as uncharacterized. The transcript has a single exon. The record is from RefSeq and is a predicted model, not a curated record. NCBI's taxonomy places the organism in Eukaryota, Fungi, Ascomycota, Dothideomycetes, Pleosporales, Pleosporaceae. Gene Ontology annotation, cellular component: mitochondrion. The annotation marks the transcript as partial.
GCACCAACAUCCCAAUCGCGAAUCGACCGCUUCAACCGCCGCCUCCCCAAGUUCCUCCACAAAUACACAAACGCACUCGGCAACGCGCCCGUAGCCCACAUAACCUCCUUCCUCAUCCUGCACGAACUCACCGCCGUAAUCCCCCUCUUCGGCCUCGCAGGCUACUUUCACUACACGCAUUGGCUGCCACCGUGGAUCGCAGAAGGCGCAUGGAUCGCAUCGGGCGUGGAGCGGUUUGGUCGGUAUUUCAAGCGCAAAGGCUGGAUCCACGGCGAGGAGGCGCUGGAGGCUGAGCGCGAGGUGGACGAUAUGCAGAAGAAGCAGAAGUUGCGGAAGGUGGAUCAGGCGUGGAAUGUGGGGGAAGGAGGGGUGAGGCUGGUGGUGGAAUUUGCGACGGCGUAUGCGGUUGUGAAGAUGUUUUUGGUGCCGAGGAUCGUGUUUAGUGUGUGGGCUACGCCGGCGUUUGCG